CUCAGUAUAUUUUCUUUAAGGUCAAUGGCUGUGUGUGAGUGACGUAUAUUUUUUGUGGAGUUCCACGUGAGUUAGGCUUGAGUUAAAAACAAAACUAACAAUUAAUAUAAGCAUGAAUAAAACUGAUCAUGAAGAGAUAUCGACAAACAUGUCAGAAGAAAAUAAAGAAAUACUUCCCAAGUGUCUUCAAAAUUUGCAAACAUCAUCAAAUUCAUUUUUAGAACAUAAAGAAAACGAGAUAACUAUACAUAUGGCUGUUGAUAAGAAUAUAUCUAAUGUUAAACAAGAAACUAUCCAAGAAAAAUGUCCAGAUAUUACAGAAUGUAAUAUGUCAAGUAAUACCAAUAUAGUACAAAAUAAAUGUGCAAAUGAUCAAGUAAUUAAUCAAGUUGUGGAAGUAAAUAUUCAUAAUAAUAAGAUGCAAGUAAAUAAUCUAUUGCCACAACAGCAAGAUUGUGGUGGAACAUCUUCGCUUCAUAUGAUUGCUGUAGAAUAUAAAGAUACUGAUUCAGAUACUGAUUUAGAAGAGAUAAAAGCAGAUUCUAUAAAUGACACUGAAAAUCAACACACUGUGUUACAGAUGCAAAAUAUACAGCAAUAUCGUACAGUUGAAGAAAGCUUGUCAUCCUGUGAAGAAAUUGAUAGCGAAGAUGAUUCUAAUAGCAGCAUCAAUAUCAGUAGUAGUAGUAGUAGUAGUAGUAGCAGCAGCAGCAGCAGCAGCAGUAGUAGCGAUAGUAGUAGUGAUACUGGCAGCGAAAGUGGUUCAGAUGAUAUUGCGAGUACUAAUAACAGAAAGAAUGAAAGCAAGAUAAAUACAAUAAAGGAGAAACAUAUAGAAAGUGAGUUAGAUGAUCUUCCACCAAUAGAAGACUUACAUAUUACAGUUCCCGAAGUUUUAUGUAAUCCAUUAGGCGAGAUUGAAAAAAUAGUUGAGCAAUUGGUAAUCGUAAAACCAAAGCCUAGUGAGCCUACGCUUAAUCUGGAUACAGUUUUAUUCGUGAAUAGAGGAACUAAAGCACUUGGCAAAAUAUUCGACGUAUUUGGAUGUGUAAAUGAGCCAUAUUACUGUAUUCGGUUCAAUGACGCUAAACACAUAGAAGACAAUGGCAUUAAAGUGGGCAUGCAGGUUUAUUAUUGCCCGAGUAAGACAGAAUACACAUCCCUCGUUUUCCUGCACGAGUUGACAAAAAUAAAAGCUUGUGAUGCGGUUGGCGAUGACGAGCCGCCAGAAUUUUCAAACGAUGAGGACGAACUAGCGUAUGAAAUGCUGAAAAUAAAGCAGAAAAAUAACAAAGAUUCUUCUGACAGUAGGACGCUGCAUAAACGACAACGACGAACGGAUUCUAACAAUACAACAAUGGGCUGGCAAUCAAAUCAUCCAUGGAACAAAAAUAGAAAUGUCCAAUGUCAGAGAUAUAACAGAAAGAGGCAGCCAAAUCGGAAUUGGGAUCAUAUUAAUUCUGCACAAAACGGCUCAUCCUCCUGUAAUGAAUCUUGGCAACAAUAUCCAUAUCAAAAUAAUGCUUAUUGGCAACCAGUGUUACAGAAUACACAUUCGAUGUUCAACGGACCAUAUGGAGGUUACAGAUCAUCAUAUAACGGACAUUUGUCACAGUACAAUAAUUCAAAUAUUUCGGAAUACAGCGUAAAUCAAUAUUAUCAAGGUGCCAAACCUAAUUUCCAAAGUAACAACAUUCAAAGUCAAUAUCCUAGAAUUCCUUUCGGCGCUCCUCCGAGAUUAAAUCCGCCCGCAAUGAUAAAUUAUCAAUUUCCUAAUGCAUCAUAUCCGUAUACAAACAUGCCUUCUUGUUCGAAUUAUAUACAACCGCCAUUACCGAUAACGAAUGUCAAUGGAUAUAGAAACUCUUCACCAGCUUGUACGUCUUCUUCAGAUACGAAGAAUUCGACGAGUGUGGAUUUAAUUUCACCAAAAUGAUUUAAUGUCUUAUUAAUACUUUUUCUACUUUCACAGAAAAUAUUUUUCAUUUUCAAUACUAUGUAAUCUGUUAAUAAAAUUUCAAAA
Monomorium pharaonis (pharaoh ant) is the source of this 2023-nucleotide messenger RNA. RefSeq names its product H/ACA ribonucleoprotein complex non-core subunit NAF1. NCBI's taxonomy places the organism in Eukaryota, Metazoa, Arthropoda, Insecta, Hymenoptera, Formicidae. Gene Ontology annotation, biological process: ribosome biogenesis; pseudouridine synthesis; box H/ACA snoRNP assembly. The record is from RefSeq and is a predicted model, not a curated record. Gene Ontology annotation, cellular component: sno(s)RNA-containing ribonucleoprotein complex. Gene Ontology annotation, molecular function: RNA binding. The transcript is spliced from 7 exons. Bases 113 to 1936 code for a protein of 607 amino acids.